UGUCAUGGAUACGCCGUGUUUCACCUCGACUACCACCCAAUGACCACUUAAUAAUAAAAAAAUAUUGCACCCGAUACAAUAAUAUUACGAUAGGUAUUUACAGCGCGACCUGGCGGAGCAUCGUAUCAGGGAUAUAUUAUAAUAUUAUCACGCACGGCAGACAACGACCGCGGAUCGCGAACACUCGGCAGGCUUCGUCGUAGGCGUACUAUCGAAACGUCGAACGGCGUCCGUCCUUCGGUUUUCCUGUUGGUUACUCCUUGACCUCGUUCCAGGGCCAUACUCUUUGGCGGACGACCGCCCCGCUUCGGUGAAGUACCACUAGAUAAAUCGUGGCGUUCGGCCUGCCGCCAUACGCGGUAAGACGUUGUAACGUACGUGGCACGACGCGGAACGCACGCGCAGUAAACCAGUACCGACGCCAUUUGGACGCCACUUGUUGAUGCAUUCUGUCGGCCACCGUUCAAAACGGCGUGCGCUCGAACAGCGUUUCGUUUCCGGACUUUAUUCUUUUUAAAAUUAUUUCUUUUUUGUAUAUUUUUUUUUUCUGUCGUUCGCGUCGGCGUUGCCGCUUCGCUGCUGAACAUCGCCAACUCACAUUUACAAACGUCGUUCACUCGCGCUCGACACUUAAUUGGCCGCCGUUCGGCGAUCCGCUCGUUCGGGUACCUAGUUCGAUAUAGAUAGGUAGGUAGGCAGCCAUUGACCAGCGCCAACGGAACACGGUUUUGUCCGGUGCGCGACGUCGUAGUUUUGUUUACAACGUUCAAAUUGUGUUCCGUGUGCGUUCGCAUUAAUUGUCACCAGUGUACCUAACCUACAAGACGUGCUAAAUUGUAUGAUUAAAAUGGAUAAAAAAGAUACGACGGAUCUUUGUUUUAUGUGUGAAGAAGAAUUAGUCGGUAAUGGUUUACAGUUCGAUUUUCGCCGUACACAUAUUGGUAAUGAGUUAUUAACACAAAAGAUUGCUGAACUUAUCGGAGAUCAUUUUGUGGUUAUUGUAAACAAUAAGGAUCGCAUGUGCAAGGGUUGUGUAGCACUGUUGAACGAUAUUGACGAGAUGGAAAUAGAACUGACAAUUGUUAAAAAUGCACUGUUGUUGGGUAUUAAAAAUAAGUAUGGAUUAUCAGUUGAUGCUGAUGAUACAAUUGAGCCUAUCAUGGUGGAAGAUGGCGUUUUGAAGGCUGACAGAUCAAAUUCUUCGGAACUUGAACAGGUUAAAGAAUCAAAUCAAUUUUUAAAUAUGCAACAUCAAGAAGUACCGACACCUCCAAAAGUAUUCAUGCCACGACAAGUACCAUGGCCACCACAAAUAUUGAGACCACAAUUACCACAACAAAUAUUGAGGCCACAACUAGCACCUCGACUAGCGCAUAAUUUACAACGAGGAUUAAGGCCACAACUACCAGGGAAACGAUUACGAGUAAUCCUACCACGUAAAGCAGAGAAGAAGGAACUAGUAAAAAAUUUGCAAACAAAACGGCAACUAUUUCGAAAUGAUGUGCUAAGUCAUUCAAAUAAAAAAGAAACUGUCAAAUGUGAUACUCAAAAUAGUUCUGGAAUAUUUCCGGUAUCGCAAACAACACAUAUUUUUAAAUGCAAAAUAUGCGUUAAACAUUUUAAAAAACGAGAGGUUUGUCUACGCCACAUUCAGGAAUGUCAUAAUAAUGAGCCUGCUCCAAAACAAGUUUUUAAAUGCAAAAUAUGCGUUCAAUAUUUUAUGAAACAAGAGGUUUGUCUACGCCACAUUCAGGAAUAUCAUGAUGAGCCUGCUUCAAUUGUAAUGGAGACAAAACCAUGCAAGCCAGCUCUUAUUAAAUGUACUCCUCAGCCCAAGUUUCAAUUAAAUAAUCAGGAACCUGAGUCACCUGAGUCUCCUACGGAUGAUAAAAAAGAAGUCACUGAAGAAAAAGAAGAUGCAGCUGAGUCUCAAUAACAAGUAUUGCGAGCAGAAACUUCAAACAAUGUUGAGAAAUUUGGAAAUGACUGCAAUCCAUUUUUAGAAUAAAAUAUUUAAGAUAUUUUUUUAUAUAUUAUUUUAACUAGGUCAUAUUUAUUUUAAAGUGCUGCAGUUUAGAGAAAUGUAUUAUUCAUUUAAUAAUAUAAAUAAAUUCUCUAUUCUUUUUUUUUAUAUAUAAAUUAGAAAGUUUUAUAAUAAGGAUUACAAUUCCAUUUAAGUGCCAACUACUUAAUAAUAGUUU
This is a messenger RNA of Aphis gossypii (cotton aphid), 2201 nucleotides long. RefSeq lists its product as uncharacterized. Lineage: Eukaryota; Metazoa; Arthropoda; Insecta; Hemiptera; Aphididae. The record is from RefSeq and is a predicted model, not a curated record. Bases 839 to 1936 code for a protein of 365 amino acids. The transcript is spliced from 7 exons.